This is a messenger RNA of Pocillopora damicornis (cauliflower coral), 1334 nucleotides long. Its product is annotated as QRFP-like peptide receptor. NCBI's taxonomy places the organism in Eukaryota, Metazoa, Cnidaria, Anthozoa, Scleractinia, Pocilloporidae. Gene Ontology annotation, biological process: cellular response to hormone stimulus; G protein-coupled receptor signaling pathway. Gene Ontology annotation, molecular function: peptide binding; neuropeptide Y receptor activity. Gene Ontology annotation, cellular component: plasma membrane. The record is from RefSeq and is a predicted model, not a curated record.
UUUUCAUAUUAUUAUUUUCUUUCGAACAUUUCGUCGUGUCAUUUUAUUGGAAAUCAAUUUACUCGAAACGUUUUGGCAAAUAAUUCCAAUCCAGUUACAUCAUUACUAGUUUGGAACGCAUUUCCAGAUGUCUGUUGCUUUUGCCAUAACAACGACCCUCUUCAUACUUGUCUUAGUGGAUAUCGUGGGAAAUUCUCUCGUUUGUGUCAUAAUAUGGAAAAAUAGAAAUCUCAGGACACCCAUAAAUGUCCUGAUUUUCAAUCUUGCUGUGGCAGAUGCCCUCUUCGCGGCGUUUAUUUCACCCAAACUUAUUGUAGGUGCCAAUUUAAGGCACCCAGAGGGUUGGAUUAGUUCAAUUUUGUGCACAUUCAUAACUGGUGGAGGCUUUGGAUGGGUUGCAGCAGCCUGUUCCAUUUAUACUCUGGUUGCAAUCGCUGUGGAAAGAUAUUAUGCAGUAUUUGAUCCGCGUGGAAAAAGAUGGAAACUCACCAAUCGUAAACUGAAGGUUAUAAUAACCAUCGCCUGGCUUAUUGGGGUGACAAGCAACAUUCCAACUUUCAUUCACCUGAAGGUCACCAACGGCUUAUGCUAUGAAACGUGGCCCGACGAUUGGAAGAUCAGGACUUAUAAUAUAUUUCUUACAACACAAGUAUGUGUUGCCUUGUCAGUGAUGGUCACGCUGUACUCGAGGGUCGUUUUUGCCCUGUGGUUUAAACGAAAUAGUACUAAUGCAGUGACACCUCAGCAAAAAGGUAUAAUGGGGGUUCGCAAGCGAGUGACCAUAAUGGCUGUGGUUGUCAGCACCAUUUUUGGAAUUUGUCAUGGCUCCAUCCAGUUCUUUUACACCUUGCACUUAUUCACUUCUUAUCAGAUGAGUUACGCAGUGUAUGCUUUUUCCAACCUGAUGAUAUUGUUCAAUUCUGCAGUCAACCCUUUCGUAUAUGCCUUACUCAAUCACAAUUUCAGAGAGAAAGUGAAAGCAAUUCUCCGCUGCUCCAAGGUAAAGGUUGAUGUGACGAGACGUACGAGGAACGAUGUCAACACAAGCGAGUAGUAAACAAUCGUGAUUCUUCCUAUAAAUUUGACAACAUUUGUAACAUAGAAAUAAAAUAAUAAGCUGAAUUUUUCUGAUUCUGCAGUGAACUCACGCCCUCUGAAGAUUUCUGAAACUUUUCCUGUUUUUGGAAGUCGCCAGUCAAUAAAUAAAUUAACAGAAGCCAUUUUAACAAAGAGUUUUACGAACAGCAAACAAAGCCACUUCGUGUCAUAAAGUUCAUGAGGUUAUAUUUAAGUCUGAAUACAAGCUCUGUAAUAAAAGAGAAGUGCAACUUAAA